AUGGUAACAGCUGGAUUUAUUAGUAAAGUGGUUACUCUCCCUUUGACGGUGGUUAAAACAAUCUUUGAGUAUUACACAGUUGGUACCAUUUAUCAACAAACUUCUCCUGAAUUCUCCGAUUCGUUAUGGAAAAAUGUUCAUGUAUCAGCUUUAUAUCAUUUAAGUGGAAAUCUUCACAAAUCCGAUGUGAAAACAUUUAGUUAUGUUCCAUUAUCUAAUAUCUUAUCAAAAUAUCAAAAUAAUCAUCCCUUAACUCAAAAUUUAAGAAAUUUUGGUAAACCAUUAGAUAAAUAUAGUUAUUGGAUUGUUGAAAAUGAAAAUGCUGAAAAUGUGGUUGUUUACGUUCAUGGUGGUGGUUAUUUAUUAGCUAUGUUUGAAGGUCAAUUAGUUGCAUUCACUACUUUAUAUUAUGCUUUAACACCUGAAGUAAGAGCAAAAACAUCAUUUUUAGUCAUUGAUUAUUCAUUAACGUUAUUUGAUCAUAUUUUCCCAACUCAAAUUUGGGAAAGUCUUUCAACCUAUAAGACUUUGGUCGAAAACAACUAUAAACAUAUUCAUCUAGUAGGAGAUUCUGCUGGAGUUCAUCUUAUAUGUGCAUUAGUAAGAUAUCUUGCUUAUCCACAAGAAUCCCAUGAAUUAUUCUCUCAAUUUCCUCAAUUUGAUUUUUCAUCAUUCACAAAUUUACCCCAACCAAAAUCUCUUGCUCUUUUGAGUCCUUGGAUUGAACCUGUUACUCAACCUAUUAUUCCAACUUUGCAUGGAGUUUCUAUCCUCGGAGAUUUAGGAGCAAAAGAUACUUUGAUGGGAGAAUAUUAUAUUGAAGGUCUUGAUCGCGAAUUAAUUAAUAAUUUCUUAACAUUUUCCAACACUAAUUUUGAAGAUCAUUGGUCAAAAGUUGAACCUAUUGUUAAUGGUAAUACUAUAGUUGUUUAUGGUGAACGUGAAGUUUUAAGAGAUGCCAUUGAAAAAUUCCAUACUAUCAUAAACAAACAGAACAAUAUUGAUUUAAUCAUGGAAAAGGGUGGUAUUCAUGCUUCAUUUGUUUAUGCAGAAUGUGUUGAUUAUAUUGGUCCAAAAGGAAGUGAACUUGCACUUGAAGGGCAUUUUGAAAACAAAUUUGCUUAUAACGUAUUAAGCAAAUUUCUUAAUGAACAAAUAGAGUAA
Molecule: messenger RNA, 1164 nt
Organism: Scheffersomyces coipomensis
Lineage: Eukaryota; Fungi; Ascomycota; Pichiomycetes; Serinales; Debaryomycetaceae
Exons: 1
Coding region: 1-1164 (387 amino acids)
Molecular function (GO): lipase activity
Source: RefSeq, a predicted model, not a curated record